Molecule: messenger RNA, 533 nt
Organism: Pseudogymnoascus destructans
Lineage: Eukaryota; Fungi; Ascomycota; Leotiomycetes; Thelebolales; Thelebolaceae
Exons: 4
Coding region: 108-476 (122 amino acids)
Biological process (GO): protein import into mitochondrial intermembrane space
Cellular component (GO): mitochondrial intermembrane space
Molecular function (GO): zinc ion binding
Source: RefSeq, a predicted model, not a curated record
CCCGCGUUCCUGCCUUUGCGCCUGUGAAUAUCCGUAGUGGGUGAGAUCUGAGUACAAAAAGCCCCUGCAACGAAUUUAUUCUUGAACUAUUCCAUUAUUGCGUCAACAUGUGCAAACAUAUUCUCAACGCUCAAGUUUCCAUCCGUUCCCCUUGCUGCCGAAAAUGGUUUGAUUGUGCCGAGUGCCAUCACGAGUCAGAAGACCAUGAGUUACUGCAGAAGAUGGACAUGACCUUCGCCUGCAAAAAGUGCAAAAAGGCCUUCCGAAAGGAUGCCGCAGUGUUCGAAGAAAGUGACGAGUAUUGCCCGCACUGCGAUAACCAUUUUGUGCUGGAGGCCAAGACACCAAAGCCGAUGCUGAAAUUUGAGGGCGAGGAUGCUCGAGUCGAUAACAGGAUGUUGAUCGACCACAGAACGCGGCAAGAGGAAGCCCGGACCAUAUUCGAUGUCAAGGACGCGCCUAAUAAGCUGGGUUGAAUACCAAUCGAGUGGGGGAAAGGGGGGAGCUCAGGGGAAGAGGAAGGGGAAGGCAAG